Molecule: messenger RNA, 318 nt
Organism: Clonostachys solani
Lineage: Eukaryota; Fungi; Ascomycota; Sordariomycetes; Hypocreales; Bionectriaceae
Source: the annotation of a GenBank genome assembly
AUGGUUUUUAGCUUUGAUUUCGUUUUCCACCAGCAGAAAUUUAACCUCAAUGCCAGAUCAGGACCCUUGACGGAUAAGUCAGAAAGGCGAGACGAGAACGACAGCCCCGACCUGCUGUCUCAGCUAUCCACGAGGAUCGAUCGCAACGAUAUCACGAGUCACCGAGACGCGCCCCGGUUCAUUCCCAAUCAGAUGGCCGUCGAGGCUCACGAAUGCUCCCUUCGACUUCCCUUUCGACCUACCACACACCUAAAUACCGAAUCGAUUCCAUUCACACACCGCUUCUCCCAAUUCCUGCAACUGAGACUUUCCCCUUGA